GGUUAGAACUUUGCCGAGGACGAGUCAAAGGCUGUCAGAAAGAGAAAGAACGAGAAAGAACAUCUCUCACUUGUCAGCUGCAAUUGACAGCUUUCUCGACCAAGAAUUUGACAAGACACGUAAGUCAAUUGCGAGAUACUCGAGAUGGCACAGGAGGCAAAUUUGUUGCAUUGUUAUCAUCGCGGUUGCGGGAAAAAGUUUGAUCCGAAUGACAAUAAGGAUGAUGAUUGUGUUCACCACCCUGGACAUCCAGUGUUCCAUGACGCAUACAAGGGAUGGUCAUGUUGCAACAAGAAAUGUACAGAUUUUACUGAAUUCUUGAACAUCAAGGGUUGCACCAAGGCGAAGCAUUCGAACGAGAAACCACUGGAACCAGAGAAACCACCUGUCGACAAAUCCCAAGCUGAUAAAGUCAUAGAAGUUACUUCUAAGCCUCUGAAUAAUGGAAUUUCUUUGGAAAGACCAUCCUUUGACACCACUCAAUUGAUACUGUCGCCAGUGAUAUCUCCUGCCUUGCUAGAACAAAUUAAAGGGCUGACAGCUUUAAAACCUGACAAACCGGUAGAGGGCAAAGUACAAGUCGGACAAAGUUGUAAAAAUAAUUCCUGUAAGGGUACUUAUGCAUCUGCCGCUUCCGAUGAGGAAGUUUGUAAUUAUCACCCUGGAAUGCCCAUCUUCCACGAAGGAUUGAAAUACUGGUCCUGUUGUCAGAAGAAAACGACGGAGUUUUCUACAUUUUUGGAUCAACGGGGCUGUACGCAAGGCAAACAUGUCUGGAUUUCCAAGAAUAUGGGAAAAAAGAUCCAAUGUAGGAUGGACUGGCAUCAAACUGUAACUUAUGUGUUCGUUUCUAUAUAUGCGAAGAAGUAUCUGCCUAGUCAGUCCAUCAUAAAACUAAAUCCUGUUCAUCUGACCGUGGACUUAUUCUUCAUAGAGGAAAAUUCAACGUACAAUCUCGAUGUAGAGCUGAGUGGAAUUGUCAAUGUCGAGAAGAGUAGUGUCAAUAUGCUGCCAACUAAAGUAGAAAUUAAAUUGAGAAAGGCUGAAGCUGGUUCGUGGUCAAAACUGGAUAUUCCCAGAGAACCGAAAUCAAAACUCUCGGAUAGCAAAGAAAAUAUUAAGAAUCUUAAUACAUACUGGCGCUUCACGGAUACAGGCAGUCGGACGUACUCUUCAGUGGCAAGUUAGGGGCGCUGAGAAAAGGAUUUAAAAAGGAGAUAGAAUUUACAUUCAUAAGAGCACCGCACAAUGUCCCACCCAUAAACGAGACUAAUGAGAGUGAAGAGGAUGCAACUGAAAAAGG
Messenger RNA from Ooceraea biroi (clonal raider ant), 1303 nucleotides. It is a transcript of the gene mora, whose product is annotated as cysteine and histidine rich domain containing protein. The record is from RefSeq and is a predicted model, not a curated record. Lineage: Eukaryota; Metazoa; Arthropoda; Insecta; Hymenoptera; Formicidae.